Messenger RNA from Camellia sinensis, 2353 nucleotides. RefSeq lists its product as uncharacterized. Gene Ontology annotation, molecular function: ubiquitin protein ligase activity. The record is from RefSeq and is a predicted model, not a curated record. NCBI's taxonomy places the organism in Eukaryota, Viridiplantae, Streptophyta, Magnoliopsida, Ericales, Theaceae.
UCAAUACUACCUUUGUCUCUCAUCAUUCAAAAAAAAAAAAAAAAUUUCCGUUUUCCUUUAUUGUAUUUUCUUAACCCAUAUAUAUAAUAUAUUUUUUUGUUUAAUAAUCGAGUACUGGGUCGUCAUGAAAAUUGAUUUUCUCUAUCAAUUUUGGAAACCCAACUUAAUAUUAUUUAUUUUUCUUGAUUCAAUUUUGGUAUAAAUGGAUAUAAUUGGGGUAGAAAAUUAUGGGAAGAGAUAGUCUUUCUUCAGCUUUUUGACGGCUUGAAUUGCGGAGAAAGCGUUUCGUUAUUAAUAGAAAGUGAAAAGCUGUAUUUAUCAAUAUAUAAAGGGUAAAGAAAACCCAUAUUUGACUCUUUGUUUGGUUGAAAACUUAUGGGUCUUUGGCCCUUUGGGUCUUUUCUACAUCAUCUGCUUUCUUUCUCCUAUCUUUCUUCUUUCUUUUUCAAUCUUCUUAUUCUUUUCUGAGUUGUCAUAUGUGGGUGAUUGAAGAUAUAUAGAGCAUAUGCUAGUAUAAAUGGAAGAGUAUUCUGGUAAAAGAGCUGUUGAUGGUCUUGUUGUCCCCAGGAAGCGAUCUGGUCUUGUUUUGAGAGAUGCAGCAGAAAGCAAGGAUACAAAUGCUCAAUUUUGCAAUCGACGUGGAUGCAAAGGCAGACUUAAGCAUACCAAAAGUGAACAAAGUGGAUUAUCUGAAAAGUCCAAAUCAACAAGGCCGCCUUUCCAAGCUUCAAGUGGCAAGGAGAUAAUUGGAAGUUCCUCUGGGACUUGUUCUGUGGUACCCAACACAAGAAAAUCUUUUCAGGUAUCCCAGAAAAAGCUAUCUUCUCAAUUGGAAACAGAUUCAUCUGAAACUAGUAGUGUUCGGGAUGGGCCAGUUGGGUCAGAUGUUGUCUCCUCACCUGGAAGGGCUCAGAUUGGUACCGAGUCUGGCAAAGUUAGAUCAAUUGAAGUAGGGAGCUCUAGUAUAGCAUCAAAUAGUAGACCUCCGAAGGUAUUUCGGCCGAAAUCUGCGAUAGAUUCCCGAGAUAGUCCAUUGGGUCCUGCUGUUCCAUUGGCAUCUAAAAGCCCCUGCCCAGGGCCAAGAAACAGUGCUAGUGCGAGCAAGUAUGGUUUGAGAAAUAAUCGAUGCAACUCAACAUCCGAUGCUGUCACCUCAGGUUGUUCGUUAUCUGAAUCAAACCUUACUAGAAGAAAGGAUAUGAUGAAAAAGAGAAAUCCUGAAAUAGAAAGCAGUUUCUCUGUUCGAGGUAAGAAGACGAUUGGACCAUUGUCUGAAGACAAUCAUAGUUCGACUUCUACCUAUGGCAUCUCUAUUUCUGAUUCAAGACGAGCCAGAAAUUCAUCUCAAAGUGUGGGAUCGGUUUGGACUCAGAGGUCAGUUAAUGGGAACAAUAGGGCUAGUGUUUCUUCUAACCGAAAAAAUGGAAACAGAUUGUCACCAACGGAGCUCCAUGUUGUCGCCCCACGCCCACAAGUGCCUCAACGAGAAUUACCCGUUGCUGUGGAUGUUCAGAGUUCAUCACAUCAGUUUUCAUCUGAAGCUUCUUCAAGUCGUUCCACUUCUUUUAGCCAUGAUGAUGGCUUGCCGCGAUAUAACAUGGAUGGGAUUACUGAGGUAUUAUCCACGCUCGAGAGGAUGGAACAAGAUGAGGAGAUAACAUAUGCGGAAUUACUUGCUCUUGAGACAAAUUUAUUACUCGGUGGCUUUGGCUUCUAUGAUCAGCAUAGAGACAUGAGACUGGACAUUGAUAACAUGUCAUAUGAGGAAUUGUUGGCCCUAGAAGAGAAGAUGGGUAACGUGAGCACAGCACUGUCAGAAGAAGCACUAUUAAAAUGUCUUAAGAGAAGCAUCUAUCAGACUACUACUCCCGAAGAAGGAACCAUGGGAUGCAGUGAGGAUGGAGAUGAAGAUGAUACCAAAUGCAGUAUUUGUCAGGAAGAGUACGCCAUUGGAGAUGAAGUUGGAAGAUUGGGAUGCGAGCAUGGGUUUCAUAUGUCGUGCAUAAACCAGUGGCUGCGGCUGAAGAAUUGGUGCCCUAUCUGCAAGACAUCGGCAGGGCCUGCACCGUCAUCCUCACCCUCGUAAUAGUUGAUAUACCAAAAAAAUAAAUAAAUAAAUAAAAAAGAAAUAGGGUUCUGACAUUUGGUCUUCUGCACAAAUCAUGUGCGUCAAUUUAUUUUAGAUUUUCUUAUUUUCUUUGGAUUAUAUAUAUGUACAUAGAAAUCCUUUUCAUUUGAUUUAUAAACAAUAAGCCCAGGCCUUCUUUGGCUUUGUGGUAGUGGGAAACUCCCAAAUUCACUUCCAUUUAACAUUCAAUGGAAAGACACAAAUUACUAAAAGAUUUCUUGCUUA